Messenger RNA from Sebastes umbrosus (honeycomb rockfish), 3617 nucleotides. RefSeq names its product natriuretic peptide receptor 3 (gene npr3). The record is from RefSeq and is a predicted model, not a curated record. The coding region runs from base 301 to 1794 and encodes 497 amino acids. NCBI's taxonomy places the organism in Eukaryota, Metazoa, Chordata, Actinopteri, Perciformes, Sebastidae. The transcript is spliced from 8 exons. Gene Ontology annotation, molecular function: peptide hormone binding; natriuretic peptide receptor activity. Gene Ontology annotation, cellular component: membrane. Gene Ontology annotation, biological process: regulation of blood pressure; vasodilation.
CUGACUGCUGGCUGAGCUGAGCUGGAAAGGAUCUCUCCGAGCCUGGCAGAGGGAUCAGAUCAGCAGCUGUGGAGAGGGAGAGAGAAUAGACUUUGAGCAGGUUCAAGGAGACCAUCGAGGAGGAAACUCUCAAAUGCAGAAUAAAACACACACAGUCAGGCACAUUGGAUUCUUUAAAAAGACACAUAUUUACCAUUAAGGAGGGCUUUCUGUUUUCUGCCAAGUGGAGCCAACUUGAGGAACAUUUGAAGAAUCUCUCCAACACUUUGCCAUUUCUCUUAACUUUGGGGAAAACGCAUCAUGUCAUACCCCAUCACACUGUGUGUGUACUUUUUAAUGGUCCUGAACCCAGUUGUGACACUCACCGAGGACAUAGACGUGUUGGUGUUUCUACCACAAAAUAAUUCCUACCCUUUUUCGCGCACACGCGUCGAGCCGGCGAUCCGUUACGCGCAGCGGUGGCUGCAGACAGGACGGUACUCCGGCUUCCGCUUCAACAUCCAGUUCGAGACCUCGGACUGUCUGAAUGGCGCUCUGUUCAUGCUGGUGGACCGGUCCUGCGGGCAGAAGCCGGAUCUGAUCCUGGGUCCCGUGUGCGAGUACGAGGCUGCUGCGGUGGUGAGGCUGGCGUCGCACUGGGACGUCCCGGUGAUCUCGGCAGGUGCCCUGGCAACCGGCUUCAGCAACAAGGACAGCGAGUACUCCCACCUGACGCGCAUCGCGCCGUCCUACGUGAAGAUGGCAGAGACCUUCACGGCGAUGUUCGAGCACUUCACGUGGAAGACCGCGCUGCUGGUGUUCGAAGACGACAAGGAGGAGAGGAACUGCUACUUCACUCUGGAGGGAGUCUACCACCUGAUGGCUGACUUCAACUUCAAGACCUACGCGUUUUCUCUAGAGGAUCGACUGGACACUGAUGACAUCCUGCAGAACAUCCAGGACACUGAAGUGGUGAUCAUGUGCAUGGGAGCAGACAAAAUACGAGAGAUCAUGCUGGCUGCACACAGACGACGGUUGACCAAUGGCAAUUAUAUGUUCUUUAAUGUUGAACUCUUCAAUGCCUCUUCUUAUGGCAAUGGCUCGUGGAAGAGAGGAGAUAAAUAUGAUAACGACGCGAGGCAAGCCUUUGCUGCUCUGAACACUGUGACACUGCUCAGGACUGUCAAGCCCGAGUUUGAAAACUUCUCCGUGGAAAUGAAAAAGUCCAUCGAAAAAGCCGGGUUUCCUGACUGCAAAGACUGCGGAAGUGUCAACAUGUUUGUUGAGGGAUUCCAUGAUGCCAUGUUGCUGUAUGCCAUCGCCUUGCAUGAAGCCAUGAAAAAUGGAUACAGUAAGAAGAACGGAACAGAGAUCACCUCACGCAUGUGGAACAGAACCUUUGAAGGAAUCGCUGGCCAGGUAUCUAUGGAUGUCAAUGGUGACAGAAAUGGGGAUUUCUCUUUGAUGGCCAUGACAGAUGUUGAGGCAGGAACCUAUGAGGUGGUGGCCAACUACUUUGGUGAAAAUGGAACUUUUCAGGUGCUGCCUGCCUUCAAUACUGACCAUUUCACCCUGAGAGGAAGACAUAAAGCACACACAGAGGUCGCGGAUAAACCAUGUGGACUAGGAGUAUCAGCUUUGACUGGAGUCAUAGUGGGAGCUCUUCUGGGAACGGCAAUGCUUAUAGCAUUCUACUUUUUCAGAAAAAACUACAGGAUUACCAUUGAGCGUCGCACACAAAGUGAAGAGUGCGAUACUGGGAAGCACCGCCAGUUACGAGAGGACUCCAUCAGAUCGAACUUCUCGGCAGCAUGAUCGGCAGCAGCGGCAGUGCCUUCAAAGAAAAUCACACAUCUGAAUGUGACCAAAGACUUUUGCAAUGGUUGUCAGUGGAGCCAAUGCUGUUAAAAAAUGAGACAUUUUGUGUUUGUAUCCUUAAAUGUUUUGACUUAUUGUAACUCAGGACAGUUGUAACAGUCACAAAGCACCACUUUAUCCUCCAUACAAAAGGUAUAUGAUUGUAUCGGUGUAUAGAACACUUAGGCCAUAAUAUUCUUUAAAGGUUCUAUAUACAACAUUCAGAACAUUAAUAUAGCAGCAAACAACUGUUUGCUAUGUAAAGAUAGAGUAGGCUAAUGUCUGCCUGAGCAGAGAAUGAAGUCACACUCCCUCUGUGUGUCUUGUAAUCAGAGCUUCUCUGUUCUUUGUUUUAGUAGCCGGGCCGGCCGUGAGUGCACGUUAGUGCACGUGAGUCGCUCCCUUCAUGCCCCACUGGCUAGCUAAUUGCCACUGCCGCUCUGCACUGUGCUCAUACGGUGGUUACCGCUGAUUGCCGUUUCCUAAGUGUUCCUAAGGGUUCCAGAUGAACACCGUUAGCUCCCUCAGCACUGUUGGCACCAUUAGCACUGCCGCCAUUUUGGCUUCAUGUUUGCUUGUGAUGAGAGCCAUGUGCAGGCAAUCCCGGCCCAGACUCUGAAUGUUGCAUAUAGCUCCUUUAAGGUUGGUAAACAAUAAUGGCAGAGCAAAUCUUUUAAGAGAUGAUACAGCCGGAGCUAACCGACUAAAAAGGAUAUAGGCUCGAUCUAUAUCUAUAGGCUAUAAGCUACUGAUAUUAAGCUACUGAUAUUGUAAGGUUUUCAGUUCACCAUAACCUUGCUGAGAUCCAGCAUCCUCCAUACAAGUCCUCAUUCCUAAGCACAUUGCUCUUAAAAUGAGAAACACUGGGUCACAUAUCGUCUUGAGUACAUCUACACCUUUAGAUUGGCUCAUUUAUACACUAAUUCCUUUUUUAAAUUUGUCCAUUUUAAAAGAUUCAAAUUGCUACCUGCAUAAGACAUUUGCGGUACUACUUUCUGAUUAGGCGUACUUUACAAAGUAUGCUUUAUUAAUGGUUAAUAAAUGAUUCACUAAUGCUUCAUAGAUCAGUAAUACGCCAGUAGUAAGAACAACUAGGGUUGUGGUCGCUUUGGCUUAACAGCGAACCGUCCUCCCAAUGAAUUAAAGGAAAAGUACAAUUUAUUACAACUUGUUUUUUAUUUUUGUCGCUCUGGCCUUUGAUUCGAUCAGUUUUGAUUAUCUGACCGGUCUGAUCUUCUAUGUGCUCAAGUUUGUCCCCCUGUUAUAGCAAAAUAACUGUGUUCUGAGUUUGCAACAAUAUGUUGCUGAGUACAAUGUUAUCAUAACCGAUCAAACCGACGAGUAAAUAGUAGUGAAAAAUAGAAAAGAUUUAUAGAGCCAUCUAAAAACACAAAGCAAGUUAAGUUAGUACACACAAAGGUUUUUAAUAAUGGCUUAUUACUGACGCAUUCAUUAUUAAAUGAUUUAUCAGCAUUACCAAAGACAUAGGUUCCAAAUGAUAAACCCUUUAUAAAGUAUUCCUUAUCAGAAAGUGGAACUGAAAUCCUAAUUAAUUGUGAUAGUCAUAAUAGAUAAUUAUAUUUCUGUGUUAUAAAGGCAGUGUGAGAUGCUUUCCAUAAACAGUAGUGACUGCAUGAAAAAAGUAUUUCACUCUGCGUUAGUGACCUUUAGUUUUUAGCUAACUCUCUGUCAUUUGGGUUGCAUUAUUCAUGCAGGAUUUAAAGACUUUUUUUUUUUUUUAUAGACACAAAAUAAAGACAGUGAACUUGGUAAAUAGCCUA